This is a messenger RNA of Didymosphaeria variabile, 2703 nucleotides long. RefSeq names its product RNA-binding ribosome biosynthesis protein mak21 (gene MAK21). Bases 1 to 2703 code for a protein of 900 amino acids. The transcript has 3 exons. Lineage: Eukaryota; Fungi; Ascomycota; Dothideomycetes; Pleosporales; Didymosphaeriaceae. The record is from RefSeq and is a predicted model, not a curated record. Gene Ontology annotation, cellular component: nucleus.
AUGGGGAAGAAGCGGACCCAUGACGAGACGAAAGAUGGCCCUGCGCGGCCGCCCCCGGACAAGAGCCGGUUGAGCGCGAAACACGACAGGAAGGACGCGCGCAAGAACGGCGACGCAAAGUCGCGCCAAAAUUUGCUCUUCACACCGCAGCCCGAAUGGCACGCCGUCACCCUGCCCCAACUGCCCAUUGUCGAGCACCCGACUGUACCCGCCCGUCACGUCUUGGACGAACUGCACCAAUAUGCGGAUGAGCUCCUCAUCGCCGAGGGCGACGAGUAUGGCAGCUCGCACCUGUCUAAAGACUCGUCGCACAAGUUCAUGUCCACCGUCAUGACGUCCGGUACCAUGGAGGACAAGGUCUCGGCCUUGACGCUGCUGGUGCAGGAGUCGCCUUUGCAUACCACCAAGGCUUUCGAGCAGCUGCUAGGCUUGUCGCGCAAGAAGAGUAGGAACGCGGCCAUGAUGGCUCUCGCAGCGCUCAAGGAUCUUAUGGGUCAGGGCGUUGUGCUGCCUCCGGACCGAAAACUGAAAGCUUUUGCGCGCCAGCCCGGCCUGAUCUCAGCGCUGCAGGGCAAGUCGGCUACCUGGAAGUACGGCGAGCGGCUGCCGGGGCAGGUGCAGAAAAUUCAUCUCAUCGCAUGGGCGUACGAGGAUUGGUUGAAGAAGCAGUACUUCGAAAUGCUCAAGGUCAUCGAAGGAUGGUCCAAUGAUGAGGUCGAAUUUUCGCGCAACCGUGCAGUCACUAUGGUCUGGGAACUGUUGAAAGAGAAGCCAGAACAAGAAGAGAAUUUGCUCCGGUUGCUCAUCAACAAGUUGGGGGACAAGGAAAAGAAGGUUGCAUCGCGAGCCUCGUAUCUGCUCCUGCAGCUGCAGAUCACCCACCCUGCGAUGAAGAGCGUCAUCAUUGGUUCCAUCGAGUCUGAUCUGUUGUUCCGACCGAACCAAAGCGGUACUGCCAAAUACUACGGAGUCAUCACGAUGAACCAGACUGUCUUGAGCGCUCGCGAACAGGACGUGGCGAACAAGUUGCUAGAGAUCUACUUCAGUCUUUUCGUGGGUCUUCUCAAACAGCAGAAGGAGCACGACAAGAAGGAAGAGGCGGUGGAAAAGCUCAAGCUGAACAAGCACGGUCUCGUCCAGGGUGGAGGAGGCAAACCUGGAAAGGCGGCUCGCAAGAAGGCUGAGAAGGCGGCGACGCAGGCCUUCAAGGUCGAUGAUGAGAACCGGGAGAAGCUGAUUUCCGCUAUUUUAACCGGAGUGAACCGCGCUUUCGCUUUCGCCAAGACGGAUGACGAGAAGUUCGGGGAACAGAUCGACACCAUCUUCCAAAUCACGCAUUCCGCCAAUUUCAACACGAGCAUCCAAGCCAUGAGUUUGAUACAACAAAUUUCUUCUACGAAGCACUUCUCUACCGAUCGUUUCUACCGCACGCUUUAUGAAUCUCUCCUUGACCCUCGUCUUAUUGACACGUCGAAACACAUCAUGUAUCUCAAUCUCCUUUAUCGCGCCCUUAAGUCCGAUCUUAGCAUCAAGCGAGUGCAAGCCUUCAUCAAGCGUCUCUUGCAGAUUAUCCAUCUACACGAGCCACCCUUCAUCUGCGGAGUUCUAUACCUGAUCAAUGAAUUGAUCAUUCAGUUCCCGAGCAUCAGGUCUAUGGUAACCGCGCCGGAGGAUAACGCUGAUGAUAGCGGCGAAGAGCAUUAUGACGAUGUACCGGAGGACGGCGAGACUGCGGCACCAAAAAAGCAAACUGAGACUAGAGGUCCUCAUUACGACGCGAGGAAGCGAGAUCCUGCGCAUGCGAAUGCCGACCUGUCCUGUCUCUGGGAGCUGCUUCCCCUGCAAGCUCACUACCACCCUUCCGUCCAUGUGCUUGCCACAAAGCUCGUCACUCAAGACCAGAUCAAGGAGAAGCCCGACCCGACUAUCUACACACUCAUGAACUUCCUCGACAAAUUCUCUUUCAGAAAUGCAAAGACCAAGGCCUCGGCUACGCAUGGAACUUCCAUUAUGCAGCCUAUGGCAGGUACUGCGAAAGCCGCUGACUACCUCAUCGCUACCCGCGAUGGAGAUAGGACGCAUGGCGCGCUCAACUCGGAACAGUUCUGGCGCAAGAAGGUCGACGAUGUCCGCGAGGACGAGGUCUUCUUCCACACGUACUUCGAGAAGGCGGGCAUGGCUAAGCAAGCGAACAAGAAGGAGAAGAAGAAGCAGAAGAAGAAGGGCGAUGAGGACGACGACGAGUCUGGAGAGGACGAGAUCUGGAAGGCGCUCGUCAACAGCCGGCCGGAGAUCGAAGGUGACGAGGACGAAGAUGAGGGCUUCAGCGACAUCAACAUGGAGGACAUGAUGAGCGAUGACGACGAAGCGGGUGGGAUCGGUAUGGACGAGGGCGUUGAGCUCAACCUUGGAAGCGAUGAUGACGAGGAUGAUGGCCCUGCACCUGGUGCAGAUGAAUCCGAUGAUGGUAUGGAUGGUUUCGACCUCGACGAUGAGGAAGCGUUCGUUGACAGCGAUGACGACAUCCCCGUCGACAUCGAUAUGGACGACGACACGGACGUCGAGGAGGCUGCGCCGUCCAAGUCCACCAAGGACAAGGAGAAGGAUGCGAAGAAGGCGAAGAAGAGGAAGCUCAAGCACCUCCCCACUUUUGCUUCGGCGGGCGAUUACGCGAAGCUUAUCGGCGGGGACGACAGCGAAUGA